Molecule: messenger RNA, 1996 nt
Organism: Ricinus communis (castor bean)
Lineage: Eukaryota; Viridiplantae; Streptophyta; Magnoliopsida; Malpighiales; Euphorbiaceae
Product: F-box/kelch-repeat protein SKIP30
Exons: 3
Coding region: 532-1569 (345 amino acids)
Molecular function (GO): protein binding
Source: RefSeq, a predicted model, not a curated record
AGGGCAAGCAACAUUAGAAGAAAACAAAUUAUAAUUAUAAUUAGAGAAGAGAUUUUUUUAAUUGAUUAAAGCUGAAAAAUUAAAACACAAAACAAACAAACAUCUCACUCUUUCUCUCUAUAAUCUCUAUUACUAUUAAAGCUUUGUUUUUGUAACUUUUGCCUUUUCUUUGGCUGUUAAAAUUACUCUCUCUCUCUCUCUCUCUCUCAAGCAAUCCUACGCUACUCUCUCCCUGUCUCCCUUCCGCUAUUGAAAUCUAAGCGACACAACAAAAUUUCUCAAUUCUUUUUUCUUCCCCUUUCAGGAAGCCCAAGCUUUGAGCAUGAUGAUACUUGCAAUUCUGGUUGCCUGGGAUUCAUCCAAUCCCAUGUACAAUGAAGGUGUUUAAACACUGUAGAAGUUUGGAAGUAAAUAUUAAUUGGAUUGAAGCUCUCUUGUGUACUUCAAUGGAGAUAGUCUACCUAUCUCACCAGUCUACCAACUAGUUCACCAGUGAAGAAUUAUUUGAGAUAAGGUGAAACAGUAAUUAGUAUGUCUGAGCUGAUUGAAGGUCUUCCAGAUGCCAUUGCUAUCAGGUGCAUUGCACGGGUUCCCUUUUACCUCCAUCCCAAGUUAGAACUUGUCUCUCAUUCAUGGCGAUCUGCCAUUCGUAGUCCUGAGCUAUUCAAGGCCCGACAGGAGGUUGGUUCAGCAGAAGAUCUACUAUGCGUGUGUGCUUUUGAACCUGAGAAUUUGUGGCAGCUUUAUGAUCCUCUUCGAGACCUUUGGAUUACUCUUCCUGUUCUGCCCUCAAAAAUCAGGCACCUUGCCCACUUUGGUGUUGUCUCGACUGCAGGAAAACUAUAUGUACUUGGUGGUGGUAGUGAUGCAGUAGACCCAUUGACUGGCGACCAGGAUGGAAACUUUGCGACCAAUGAAGUUUGGUCAUAUGAUCCUGUAAUAAGACAGUGGGCCCUCCGUGCAUCCAUGCUAGUGCCGCGUGCAAUGUUUGCUUGCUGUGUUUUGAAGGGGAAGAUAGUUGUUGCAGGUGGUUUCACCAGUUGUCGAAAGUCAAUAUCUCAAGCAGAAAUGUAUGAUCCAGAGAAAGAUGUCUGGAUCCCGAUACCUGAUCUGCACCGAACUCACAACUCGGCAUGUUCUGGAAUAGUUAUUGGGGGAAAGGUGCACAUCUUGCACAAGGGCUUAUCAGCAGUGCAAGUAUUGGACAAUGUAGGGGCUGGAUGGACAGUUGAAGAUUAUAAUUGGCUACAAGGUCCAAUGGCAGUUGUUCAUGGUGCCUUGUAUGUGAUGAGCCAUGGACUAAUAUGCAAGCAGGAGGGUAAAGUCAGGAAGGUAGUGGUGUCAGCUUCCGAGUUCCGCAGAAGGAUUGGAUUUGCCAUGACUGGACUGGGGGAUGAUAUCUAUGUGAUUGGAGGGGUGAUUGGCCCAGAUAGAUGGAAUUGGGAUAUCAAACCAAUGUCUGAUGUUGAUAUCUUGGCAGUUGGGGGUGAGAGACCAACUUGGCGACAGGCAGCUCCCAUGUCAAGGUGCCGAGGCACAAUUCUUGGAUGUGCACAACUGAGAAUCUAGGUUCCUGGUCUUCAUUUGUCAUUUUUGUUGCAUUGCUGUGAAAAUCAUGCUCUUGUCAAGGCAUUGAAAGAUGUCCCUCAGUUUUUAGGAGACGAGGAAUGUAACUUUUUCGCCCUGCCUUCCUUGCUUCUUGAUCCUUGUCCUUGUUUGCUCUUGAUCCUUGGGAGUUUUGAGAGAAACUCCUAUUUUGAGGGCAACGCUGAAGGUUCUGAAGCAGUUUAACUGAUGAGUGGUACAUGAAAUUUUAGUAAACAGGAACCUUUUUUUUUGUUUUUUUCUGUUCUUCUUUUCUUCUUUACUUUUGAAGUAAGUGAACAAAUUAUUCGUCAACCAGUUUCUUUUUAUUCUUUCCGCCCAAUACAUUUGAAGUAAUUGUAAAUUUGUGGCCAAGGAGUAGAAGUUAUAGUAGUUAAAUAUUCAUGUUCAA